Messenger RNA from Symbiodinium necroappetens, 2415 nucleotides. The record is from the annotation of a GenBank genome assembly. Lineage: Eukaryota; Dinophyceae; Suessiales; Symbiodiniaceae.
AUGGUCACGAAUUUGACGAAGGCCGGGGAGUCGCUUAUUAUCUUUGACAAAAGCCAUGCAGCCGCAGAGGCGGUGGCAGGCGAAGCGGUCAGAGCAGCAACAAGUGUGGCAGAGGUUGCUCAGAAUGCGGAGGUGGUCUUCUCUGCAUUGCCAGACGACAACGUGCUGCAGGCAGUAUCUUCGGAGCUUCUGCCGGCUUUGGCAGCUCGAGGCGGUCGCCCGAUUCAUGUUUCUUGCUCGACCGUGUCGCCGAGCAUUUCACGAUCCUUGUCUGAGGCGUAUGAAGCCAGAGCCGUGGGCUUCGUGUCCGCUCCCGUCUUCGCACGUCCUGAUGGAAUGCGACGUGGUGAAGCGACAUUCCCGGUGAGCGGACCAGACUGGGCGAAGAGCAGGGUGGUCCCCUUGCUGCAGAAGACUGCGCUAGGUGUUCAUGAUUUUGGCGAGGAUGCUGGUGCAGCCAACGUGGUCAAGCUUGGGGGGAAUUUCCUUAUUGCUGCUGCGAUUGAAUCGAUGGCGGAGGCAUCGGCACUGGCAGAGGGCUAUGAUGUUGACCGGGAGAAAUUCAUGUCCCUGAUGUCCUCUACUAUUUUCGACUGCUUGAUUUACAAAGGAUACGGUCAUCGUGUAGCUGCCAGAGACCAUCACCCUUACCCUGAUGCCCAUUUUGCACUGGACUUGGGCAGCAAGGACGUUUCGCUUGUGCAUCUCGCGGCUGCACAGGCACGCUGCCCCAUGCCACUGGCUUCCCUCCUCCGUGAUCGGUUCGUGGCAUCGCAGAAUGCAGGAAGAGGCAAGCUUGAUUGGUCGGCUGUGGCACUAAAGGCCUCAGAGGAGGCAGGCAGCAAACAGGCGCGUAUCAGAAACUGGAGUUUGGAAGAUGGCACAGGCCCUAUGCCCAAGUGCAGACUGCGCGACUUGCUGUUGCAGGGGCUCAUAGAGAUCGCCUUCGACGUCCUGUCGGACAUGUCUGGAUCAGUUGGGAAGGACCUCCCUCACGGUGGCGAAGAGCUCGGCCGAGGGAGCAUCCGUGCGUCCACAGCACCCGAGCAGCAGGCUCCAGCAGUGGGUCCGCCCACCUCGGGAGCACCACGGCUACGGGCGCUGGACGCUACACUGGAGUGCGUGGACAUCAAGCGCUCCGCAAAGCACGACCUCAGCUUACCCAAGGUCCGGCAAAGCUACAUUGACAGGAUCGCAGCUAAGGAGUUUGACGCCGUGCUGCUAUCGCCACAGUGUGCUACCUUUUCCCGAGCUGCGUGGGCUAACUUUCGUGGUCCGCGACGUGUUCGCAGCUACCAAGAACCACGCGGGCUGCAGACGCUAACUCCCAAGGAACGCGAUCGUGCUAUCCUUGGCAACAUCUUCGCGGACUUCGCCUUUGAGGUCGCUAGCCUGGUCCGAUGGCGCAGCUACCUUCUUCGCGAUGGAGCAGCCCGAACACCUGGGAGCGCUAGCGAAUGGGCGGUGGGAAGCCUUUCCACGAUGGAGGCGGGCUAUGCUCGCCAGGCAAGUGGCCUCACCAUGCCAAGAGCUACGCCGAUGGAAGCUUACCGCAUGGCAGCGAAGAGCGAGCUGGGCUGUACGGACCUCGCGGAGCCGGGGUUGCUAGACGUGGCCACGGGGCAACCGCUAUACCUCAAGCUGCUCCGUGCCAUGCUACGCGACUUCCUCCGACAGGCGGAGGAGGGGCUACCAGUGGGCUGCGCUAGCCUGGGUCCCGAACUAUGGCUCUGCGAGGCCCGACGUCCCCUGCACAUGCUAGACUUUGCGCUGAUGCACGAGUCCCUGGGGCGUGGGGCCGUCGUUGCGCUAGACUGGGAAGGCCUAGGAUGGUUCAAGGUAACCUGGCCCCUUGACGCUAUACCCACGAUGCGACGCGUGCUCUGUGGAUGGCUGGCAGACCGCUUGGAGGGAGGGGACCGGCUACAGAAGCCUGUUUCGCUGCUGGAAGGCAACUUCUUCACGGACGCUAAGGCCGAGGAUGGCCGGGCCUGGAUAGGAUUCCUGGAGCUCGUGCCGGGGUGCCAAGGCCCCUGGUGCUCGCCAGAGGUCAGAAGUACAACGUGGCCCGCUCUUUUUGCGUCCCGAGAAGACCCCUGCAGCCUUCAACAACUCGGUGAAAACCCCAGCCGCCCUAGCCUCUCGCUUUCAGCGCAAUCCUGCGAGCCGGGAGGGGCGCAGCAGGCUGCCUGCCACCUUCAUGUUCUGGAUCCGACGGUUCUGGGGCGGGGAGGCUGGGGGGAAGAUUUUCUGGAUCCGGAACGUGCGGGAAGCGACCGAUCAGCGAUCGCAAUCGAUUCGAGUCGCGUUUGUUCUUCUUUUCGCGCUGUGCCUGCCGAGCUCAACAGACACGUGUCCCCCACGUUUGUCCGAAAUUCUGUAAAGCUUUCGUCUCCCCCCACCCCCGAGUUUUAA